AAUGCUGGAGUGGUCAGUAGGAGGGACCGUGCAGAAGGUGUGGACAUAGCUGCAGGUAACAGAGAACGGAUGGCAGCCAGCCACACCUAGCUGUGACAUACCGUAAACUGAUCCUUCUGCCCCUGCCCCCUUCCCUUCCCUAGUUUCAGCUCCAAUAUAAAGGAGAAGCUGCAGUUUCUGAAGCACUGGAUCACUCAGACAGACCAGCAGCACCAGCUUCUUCUUCUCCUCUCAUCAUCUCCACUUGGCACAAUGUCUUACCAAAAGGGCUUCAGCACUCGCUCCGCUAUUCCCCAGGGAGGCGUUAGCUCCGUCAGAAUCAGCCAGACACGCACCUCCAGCGGUGCAGGCUUGGGAAGACCAGCGAACUGGAGCAGCUCCAGCUUGUCUAAUGUGGGUUCAGUGAGAAAGAGCGUUUCCUAUGGCGUGUCCAGUGGCAGGUCCGGUGUUGGUGGUGGUUCCCUUUAUGGCAUUGGAGGUGGCUCUGGAUUUGGCGGUGGCUUUGGAGGUGGCUAUGGAGGUGGCCAAGGAACUGGACCUGGAAUCCACGAAGUCACCAUCAACCAAAGCCUGCUGGCACCCCUCAAUCUGGAGAUUGACCCCAACAUCCAGGUUGUUAGGAAGGAGGAGAGGGAACAGAUCAAGACCCUGAACAACAAGUUUGCUUCUUUCAUUGACAAGGUGAGAUUCCUGGAACAGCAGAACAAAGUUCUGGAGACAAAAUGGGAUCUUCUGCAGAACCAGAAGUCUUCCAAGGCCAGCAACAUCGCCCCCAUGUUCGAGGCUUACAUUGCCAACCUGAGGAGGCAGCUGGACACCCUGAUCAACGACAAGGGCAGACUGGACGGAGAAUUCAGGAACAUGCAGGAUCUGGUUGAGGAUUUCAAGAACAAGUAUGAGGAUGAAAUCAACAGGCGCACUGCAGCUGAGAAUGAAUUUGUCGUGCUGAAGAAGGAUGUGGAUGGUGCUUACAUGAACAAGGUAGAAUUGGAAGCCAAGGUGGAUGCUCUGACUGAUGAAAUCAACUUCCUGAGGGCUCUGUAUGAAGCUGAAUUACGUGAGCUGCAGGCUCAGAUCUCAGACACCUCUGUCGUUCUGUCCAUGGACAACAACAGAGCUUUGGAUUUGAACAGUAUCAUCGCUGAAGUCAAGGCUCAGUAUGAAGACAUUGCUGCUAAGAGCCGUGCUGAGGCUGAGAGUACAUACCAGUACAAAUACCAGGAGCUCCAGGCCACCGCUGGUCGUCAUGGUGAUGAUCUGCGCAACACCAAGACUGAGAUUUCCGAGUUGAACCGCGCCAUCCAGAGGUUGCAGGCAGAGAUUGAGAACGUGAAAGCACAGCGUGCUAAGCUGGAGGCACAGAUUGCAGAGGCUGAGGGACGUGGUGAACUGGCACUGAAGGAUGCCAGCGGCAAGCUUGAAGAACUACAAGCUGCUCUACAGAAGGCCAAGCAGGACAUGGCUCGCCAACUGAGAGAAUACCAGGAACUGAUGAAUGUCAAACUAGCUCUGGAUAUUGAGAUUGCCACCUACAGGAAACUGCUGGAAGGAGAGGAGAGCAGGCUGGCUGGUGAAGGUGUUGGAGCUGUCAGUAUGUCUGUUGUGAACUCUAGCUCCUCAUCUGGUGGUGGUUAUGGUGGAUCUAGCUUUGGAGGUGGAUCUGGGUACGGUGGUAGCUCCCUGAAGUUCGGCAGUGGUGGCGGAUCAUCCAGUGGCAUUUCCUACGCCAUGACAACUUCAUCUUCCAGCAAGAGCAGCAUGAGAUACUAAAAAGCCCUUGAUUCCCUUUUUAAUGACAUCCUCAAAGCUAUCCAUACCCCCAGUACAGAGGCACAGUAUUUAUAUACUGGGGUGCUGUUAAGUCUUUUAACUUCUGUGAAAGCCUUUUUAUUGUGCUAAGAAUCUGCAUCUGUUCUUUCUCCUUUUAGUUUUAAUGUUUGGGGAUAUGGUUGGUUGCUGGGGUUGUCAGCAGCACCUUUCUCUUUGCAACCUUCUUCUUUGCUCCUUCUUACUGCCCAUAAACCUGUGCUCUCCUUAAGUGUGUCACCAGUGGCCUUUGUUACAACUGGCUGGUGGUUGUAAGAUGAAGCGUGGUCUGUCCUACAAGUGUUUGGGGCCCUUAUGAAAUAGUCUCAAAGAACCUCUGCAAGUCAUUUUGGUCAAUGAUGACAAUGGAGCUGAUAGCAACACCCCAAAACAAGUCAAUUUCUACAGUAUUUCUGGGGGUGGGAGACAUUUUGCAGUUUACUUUUGCAGAGAGAAUUGCCAUGAUUGUAUAUAAGAGUAGAGAUACAUGGUGCUAUUAUUCACCCUUUAAGACAUCAUAAA
Molecule: messenger RNA, 2328 nt
Organism: Nanorana parkeri
Lineage: Eukaryota; Metazoa; Chordata; Amphibia; Anura; Dicroglossidae
Product: keratin, type II cytoskeletal-like
Exons: 9
Coding region: 253-1770 (505 amino acids)
Biological process (GO): intermediate filament organization; keratinization
Cellular component (GO): keratin filament
Molecular function (GO): structural constituent of skin epidermis
Source: RefSeq, a predicted model, not a curated record